AUGAGAUUCUCCGUUACCGCUGUUACCGCCCUCUUCGUUGCAGUCGCCGCCGCUAUCCCGGCUGCGGCUCCAGAGCCGGCACAGUUCGACCAUGCGGGUAUCGCGAGAGCCCUUGAGCAACGAGGCCUUGAAGCAAGCUUGAACAAGCGCUGCGACCGCGAUUUCUUCAACGACUGCAUGGACACCUGCCACUCGCCUGGGUGCCCUGGGUGCACCGCUGGAUGCACCAUUGGUUGCUGUGGCUCUACUGGCUGCUGUUAG
Messenger RNA from Colletotrichum truncatum, 261 nucleotides. RefSeq lists its product as uncharacterized. NCBI's taxonomy places the organism in Eukaryota, Fungi, Ascomycota, Sordariomycetes, Glomerellales, Glomerellaceae. The record is from RefSeq and is a predicted model, not a curated record.